UCUCAUGCAGGACCGCACAGUAAAGCGGCAUAUUAGGGACCAUUUCAUAACACCAUUCCACCAUUUUCUCACUCUCUCUCCAUCUUUUCUAGCUUUCCAUCAAACCGGUCUUCCCCGUCGGUAGGGAGAAGAGGAGGGAAAUCACAACCCCUCCCCCCUCCCUAGCCUGACCCCACCACCCCCACCCCCUAACCGUUAUGAAAUUACACCGAUCAUAUUAUCAGAUACCACUGUAACUAUUUCCUCCGCACGGCGGUUGUGCCUCCCCACAACGGCCGCGCGGUUUUCUCGGGCCGGCAACGACCGUUAUCCGAUCAUCGAUCGUAUCUAUGAGAAAAUUCCCCACUCCUUCCGGAUCUCAUCAUUUUAUUCACAAUGGAACGAAUACGACGUCGUAUCCUACUCCUCCUCCGCAGAUAGCGCCGCCGCCGCCGCCUCAACGUUCAACCUCGCGAUUGCUUUAUUCAUCUCCGUCGCCUCCGGUUGUUAUUGACAGCGGCGAAGAUUUUGGUUCCCUAUCGUUAAUCGCUUGUCUUCUGAUCCUCUCAUUUCUUUCAUUGUUCUUCAUUAUUCAUCUCCGGAUUAAAUCGCGGCUUCUCCCUCAUCUCCAGAAUUUCAACUCGCUCUGGACCGUCCGAUUGCUUCUCGUCUUCUUCGCGGUUUUCUGGGCGCUCAAUGAAGUCCUUCGCCUUCCCAUCCUUCACCGGGCGUAUAAUACGUUUCCCCUUUUGCCCCCAUUAACCCUAGACCAACAAACCGGGCUGUGCAAAGUGCACGUGGUUCUCUCGCUCGGAUUUUUCGAACCGGGUUUUUUAGUCACUCUAUUGUUCCUCGUCAACGUCUCAAUAAAAAAAAGUAACCCUAGCCGGUUAUGGGCCGUAGCCGCCGUCGUCAUGGCCUGUUCGCCGGUUUUCUUGUUGCAGAUAAUCCUGGUUUAUUUCUCGCCGUUUGAGGCCCCGUCUCAGAGAAUCUUCUUGCAUCCGAGCUCUAUUCUAUCCAUGGAUUCUCACGGGAACAAAUUCGUGAUCUGUACUUAUCCCACGUUCAGCUGCGUCGUCUUCGGCGCCUUCGCCGUCGGCUACUCGCUCGCCUUCAUGUUAUCGUGUUGGAAAGUGGUGGCGUUCGUCAUCAACAAGACAAUCAGCUGCCGGAUCAACACGCUCGCCGUGUCGGUGAUGGUGUCGCUGCCGGCGCAAAUCGUCUGUCUCUGCGUAUUGCUGGUGUCGCUGCCCGGCGGCAAUAUCCACGGCUGCGCCAUCUUCGCCAUGUUUGUCUCCGUUUCAUGGUGCGUGGCCGUGGGAGAGGUUAUUUUGAUAAUCAAGCCGAUUGCUGAUUCUCUCGCCGCCGCCGCCGCAGGCGGCGGCGGCUGCGGAGGUGGAGAUUAUAGCCCGUGCAGUUCCGACGCCACGGCGGAAACUCGGCGGUGGGAGGAGGCAGGAUGAUUGUCGUCGACCGAGGAGGACAAAUCCGUCAUUUCAGUAAGUUUAGAAAAUGAGAUCUAGCGAAGGAUAUGAUCGUGCUCACAGGCCACAGCACGGGGUACAAUCUUACAAGCAUACCCAUGGAAAGAAUGAAAGGCGGCGCGGAAGCACUGAGUUCACAAUUCUGCCCUCGGAUCUAAUUUGUAAAAAUGAUUUUUUUUUCUUCAUAAUUAGCAAAACUGUUGAUAGUCUCAGAAAAAGUUUGGGUACACAUAGGGGAGAAAAGCUUCUUUUUAAAAAAAAAAAAUCCAAAAUUUGUGUUACUUUAUAUAUACAUAUAUACUCCAGUGUGUAUAUAUAUAUAUAACUAUUUGUAAGUGUGUGUAUAUUUUUAAUUUUAAUAUACAUGUAUGUAUAUAUGUAUGUCUGAGUGACCAAUUCGUACAUAGUGUUUACAUAAUUGAUCAUAUACACUUAGUCUUGUAAAGACUUGUAAUAAAUUUUGUAUUGUUUCGAUCAUGAGUUGAAUGCUACUGAGUAUAAGACACUUUUACAACAA
Messenger RNA from Ipomoea triloba (trilobed morning glory), 1980 nucleotides. RefSeq lists its product as uncharacterized. The record is from RefSeq and is a predicted model, not a curated record. The coding region runs from base 330 to 1442 and encodes 370 amino acids. NCBI's taxonomy places the organism in Eukaryota, Viridiplantae, Streptophyta, Magnoliopsida, Solanales, Convolvulaceae. The transcript has 2 exons.